Molecule: messenger RNA, 2456 nt
Organism: Brassica napus (rape)
Lineage: Eukaryota; Viridiplantae; Streptophyta; Magnoliopsida; Brassicales; Brassicaceae
Product: pentatricopeptide repeat-containing protein At3g60960, mitochondrial-like
Exons: 1
Coding region: 460-1773 (437 amino acids)
Cellular component (GO): chloroplast
Molecular function (GO): protein binding
Source: RefSeq, a predicted model, not a curated record
UUUUGGAUGUAUGAAAGGAAUAUAUUAGAUGGGAAAAAAAAAAGUAAUUAAAUAUCUUCUUAUUUUUUUCCUCUAGUAUAAUAAAUUUCCGAUUAUAUUGUAAAAUAUAUCAAUGAUUAAAAAUGAAUUUUUAUGAUAUUAUCUCAUUCCUUCUUUUUUUUGGGUGGUAAAGGAAGGAAAAUAUAUUAUUGAACCAUCGAUCCUUGAGUUUGCUUCUAUUCCAAGGUAAUAUAAUAUUUCCCCAUAACAUCAAAUUAUUGAAAUAGCAAAUGGUUAUAAAUCAAAUAAGAGAUAAAGACAUAUCUUAGAGCAAAAUAUAAUAUAAUUAUCGAUAUACAUAAUACAUAAACCCUAGGACUCUAAUCAUAUCGUUGUAUAAGUAGCGUAGUACAAACACACACAGUUCAUCAGAACUUUCUAUUAAGAAUACAAAUCUUUGAAAACGAUACCUCUGGAGCGAUGUCCCUAACCCGCCGCAUUAACCUUCUGGUUGGCCUCUCAAAGUCUCUACAAUUCUCAAAUCGUCGUCACAUGUCCACCUGCGUCGCCUCAGCCACCGUGGCACGCUACCCGCUUGGAAAAGACCUCUCCUGGCUUCCCAGGAACCCGACGUCCGAGGAUGUAAACCGGGCGGCGGAUCUCGUAAAGGGGCGUCCUGUUUCUCUGCUAUACAGAGUCUUGACGAUGAUUGAGCUGUCAGAUGUUGACGGAGCCGUUGAGUUGGCUCGUCUCUCUGUCUUGAAAGAUGAUCGUGGUGGCCACGACACCAUCUUCAUAUGCAACGCCGUGAUCGGAGCCAUGUGCCAAGCGAAACGUUUCGAAGAAGGCAUCGGUCUGUUCCAUUACUUCUUCAACGAGAAUAACAUCGUCCCUAACAUCGUCUCCUUCAACCACGUGAUCAAAGCCUUUUGUGACCUAGGCCGUGUCGACGACGCCCUUCAACUCUACCGUCACGCUGCUCGGUUCGGUGCAGACAAAGAGACAUUCAGUGUUUUGACUCAAGCCUUGGUCCACGCCUAUGGCUACGGGGAAGCUGGAAUAUUCGUGGGAUUAAGUAGAUGCUUAACUACGGCGGAUGAUUGGACGCCCAUGCUCAUUGAGAUUCGUGGGCGCUUGGAUCAGAUGAAUGCUGAAGAUGCUGAUGAUUACUUUCACACGAAUAGGCUGAAGUUCGAUGAUGAUGAUGAUGAUGGAGUUUUCAAAUCGAUUGCUACGAUAUUUGUGGAAUAUUGGCUCAAACAUGACAAUGAAGAGAAAGCAAUGGAGUGCUAUAGCACUAUCCGUACUUGGGAAAGCUUGCCUGCCACCACCGGGAACACCCUUUUAAGGAUUUUGCUAGAAAAUUGCAAGAGAACUGAGGCUGGGGCCUUGAUCGAAGUAAAUGCUAAGGACUUGUUUCACAACAUGUUGAAAAAACACAAACGUUUUGAUUCAGAGACCAUUAACAUAAUGGUGGACUACUGGUUCAAUAUUGGCGAGUUUAACAAGGCCAUGGAGACAUUCAACGAGUCACAACAACAGGGAAGAAAGAUAAUGGUUCGGUGUUAUAGUAACGUGAUCGCUAGGCUUUGCGAGCGUGGGAUGAUGUCGGAGGCUGAAGGUUUGUUUGAGGACAUGUGUUCAGACAAAGACUUGUCUCCUCCUCCUGAUGUGUCUACAUUCAGAUCCAUGGUCAAUGGAUAUGUUCGUGCUGGAAGAGUUGAUGAUGCCAUCAAAACCUCGAACAAAUUAGCAAUUUUGAAACUGCGCAAGGUUUCUGUUUAUGAGGACUGAUGUUAAUUUACUUCCCUAAUUAAGAGUUACUACUUGUCGCUGUAUCGUUUUGCUUUUUACCUUGCUGUAGUUUGAGCUGACUUUUGCUCUCAUCAUGCUCAUUGCACCUUCGUGGUUGUCAAAAACCCAAGCUCAAGCACUAGAGUUAAACAUUUACUUAAAUAGUAAUAGUAAUAAUAAUAACAUUUACUGAUCAGACGUUAAGAGGAAUGACCGUAGAUUGUAACUUAUAAAGUUAUAAAACAUGUUUUUACAUCAGUAUUGUCACAACAUUUACUCACCAAAGUGUUAGUAGUUUAGUAGUAGUGAUAAGAAUUUAGUUUUAUUGGGGACGAAUGAUUAUUUUUUAAAUCUGAAUUUUAUAGUAUAAUUUCAGGUCUACGAGAAAAUAUAGAUUUAGAGCUAAGAAUUUUCCUGGUAAUAAAAAAUAUUUACGGUCAUUUUAUAAUAGAGAGAAAAUAACAAACUUGUCAUAGUAGAUCUAUCUUUCCUUAUAGUUUUUUUUUCUUCUGAUUUUCCUUUACAAACAGAGAGAAAAUAUAGAUGCACUCUUUCGUGGUACAUCGGCUACUUUCUAUUUUUUAUCGGUUAAUUUAAUAAAACUUUAUAUGCUCCUUAAAUCAGUGAACAAAUCACAAUAAAAUCAUUAUUUUAGAGAAACGAAGACAAAAAAAAUUUCAAAC